This is a messenger RNA of Funneliformis caledonium, 505 nucleotides long. Lineage: Eukaryota; Fungi; Glomeromycota; Glomeromycetes; Glomerales; Glomeraceae. The record is from the annotation of a GenBank genome assembly.
AUGGCUAUCGUUGACAUAAUUGAACAACAAUUAAAAAAGUCAGAAGAACAUGAUUUGGCGAAGAGGAAGUUAAAGGAAUUUGAAGAAGGGGAGAGCGGCAUGCUGCUAAAGUCAUUAAGGAAAAAGAGGAAAACCCUUGAUGAAGAGGACAAGCAGGAGAUGAGGAGGUUGGAAAAGGAAUUGGAGGAGUUGAAAAGGGAUAAAAAUAAGUGGGAAGAUCAAGUUAUAUAUUUGCAGAAUAAAUUAACCGAUAAUAUGAAUAAAGACAAUACAUCUGAAUUUUGUCAAAAGAUUGCUACACCAUUUGAAUAUCUACCCAAUUUUGAAGAACUCACUUCUGCACUUUUUCAGCCUUUUAACUUGAGAAUUCCUCUUUCGACAUCUCUAUACCAUAAAUGUGAAAUAGCAUGUCAAACCUUUUCUAUUUCUGACGUGGAAACAGGUUCCAGCGAAUUUUCUCGAAUAUGUGAUUGGGAUCUUUUGCUUCGUAACCCUACAGCAAUUU